Molecule: messenger RNA, 1931 nt
Organism: Nyctereutes procyonoides (raccoon dog)
Lineage: Eukaryota; Metazoa; Chordata; Mammalia; Carnivora; Canidae
Gene: PTHLH
Product: parathyroid hormone like hormone
Exons: 4
Coding region: 940-1473 (177 amino acids)
Biological process (GO): osteoblast development; regulation of chondrocyte differentiation; bone mineralization
Cellular component (GO): extracellular region
Molecular function (GO): peptide hormone receptor binding; hormone activity
Source: RefSeq, a predicted model, not a curated record
GAUUCCAAGUAUAUAAAGACUAUUUAUUUUUCCUGUGUCUAUAUUUUCUCUUUUUGUGGAGGAGAGGAAAUUCUAAAAAUAUUUGAUAGAUGUUUUGCCAUUAACACCAGAAGAGUGUGUGGGGGAAAAGAAAGGAGGGAGAGGAGGGUCAAUUUUGUUUCAUUAGUAGAAAAAGCAACAUAAAUCAAAGCAGUCUAUUGAUGCCAGUCUUUAAUUUAUAGUGUUCUCAGACUAUAAUGAAUUUAUUUACGGCCUAAGUGAUUUGAUAUUUUCGAUCUGACUUUUAACCUUUUAUUGGGAGAGGGUUGACUUUUUAAAGCCUGGGUAGUUUAAAAUUUGGCUAAGUACCUUUAGGUUGUUUUUUUUUUUUUUUUUUUUUUUUUUUUACUGUGGAAGCAAAUAUUAUCAUUUUAAUAUUAAGCAACUUGCAAGUAUUAAAUAGUUCAUUUGUGAUUUACUUUUUCUUUCUAGAUUUUUUCCUCCUUCAGAUCUAACGGUUACAUUAAGGCUCCUGCUUCUUUUUGGAAAGAAAUUAUUAUAAAUCAGAAAACGUCAGGGGUUCAAAGGUUGACAUUUCUGAGCGCUGAUACUUUGUCUUUUCAUGCCAUGCAAAAAGAUCUAACAUUUAGAAAUUCUUAAACGAGGGAAUUGUGGAAAUUCCCAGAUUUUUUUUUUUCCAGUGGGAGGAAGCCAAGUUUUUUAAGUAUGGAGUUUAGAGUAAUCAAAUGAGGGAGAAAGAAAGGAGCUUGUAAGAAGGGGUGACUCCCACCCAAACUAAGCAGCUAAUGUGAACUGCUGGCUGACUAUCUGCACUUAAGGAGGGGGAGAGGGAGCCGAGCCCGGCGAGGGAGAGGGCGCUGUUUCACCCACCGUCGGUAAAAUCUGGAGCAUCCGCCAGGAAGCCAGGCUUGACAAAGGUCCCGCGAGCGAGAGGGGACGAUGCUGCGGAGGCUGGUGCAGCAGUGGGGCGUCGCGGUGUUCCUGCUGAGCUACUCGGUGCCCUCCUGCGGGCGCUCGGUGGAGGAGCUCGGCCGCCGGCUCAAAAGAGCUGUGUCUGAACAUCAGCUCCUUCAUGACAAGGGGAAAUCUAUCCAAGACUUACGGCGACGAUUCUUCCUUCACCACCUGAUUGCAGAAAUCCACACAGCAGAAAUCAGAGCUACCUCGGAGGUUUCCCCCAACUCCAAGCCUGCUCCCAACACAAAGAACCACCCCGUCCGAUUUGGGUCUGAUGAUGAGGGCAGAUACCUAACUCAGGAAACCAACAAGGUGGAGACAUACAAGGAGCAGCCACUGAAGACACCUGGCAAGAAAAAGAAAGGCAAACCCGGAAAACGCAAGGAGCAGGAAAAAAAGAAACGUCGAACUCGGUCUGCCUGGCUAAGCUCUGGCGUGGCUGGAAGUGGGCUAGAAGGCGACCACCCAUAUGACAUCUCAGCGACAUCGCUGGAGCUCAAUUUACGGAGGCAUUGAAAUUUUUAGCAAAGACCUUCAAAGGACGUAUUACAGGAUUCUGUAAUAGUGAACAUAUGGAAAGUAUUAGAAAUAUUUAUUGUCUGUAAAUACUGUAAAUGCAUUGGAAUAAAACUGUCUUCCCCAUUGCUCUAUGAAACUGCACAUUGGUCAUUGUGAAUAUUUUUUUUUUGCCAAGGCUAAUCCAAUUAUUAUUAUCACAUUUACCAUAAUUUAUUUUGUCAACUGAUGUAUUUAUUUUGUAAAUGUAUCUUGGUGCUGCUGAAUUUCUCUAUUUUUUGUAACAUAAUGCACUUUAGGUAUACAUAUCAAGUAUGUUGAUAAAUGACACAAUAAAGUGUCUUUAUUUUGUGGUUGAUUUUAAUAAUGCCUAAAUAUAAUUAUCCAAACUGAUUUUCCUCUGUGCAUGUAAAAAUAGCAGUAUUUUAAAUUUGUAAAGAAUGUCUAAUAAAAUAUAA